AUGAUCCCCCACGCGCUCAUCACCAUCCCCCUAAGAAUCCUCUACCUACUCACCGGUCUCCUCCUCUACAUCUCCACCCUCCCCAUCCUCCUAACCUGGCGUCUAUCCCUCACCCUCAUCCACCCCUUCCCCUUUUACCCCCGCGCUCUCACCCACUACCAACACCACCGCACGACUCUCCGCACCAUCCCCAUCCUACAAUCAACCAUUAAACACCGUAUCGGCAUCAUAUGCACCGCCCUCCUCCUCGCCCAAGCCACUCUCGCCGUAGCACUAGUCGAGAAGUCUCUUAUACAUUUUUCACCUUGGUUCACUGCGCACGCUCAGAAAACAGAGUACAAAAUUGAGCAUGCAAAGGAGUGGCGGAGUGAGCUUUUACUGCAUGUAUCGGGCUUUUUGAUUGGUUGUGCACCGUUUUGCGGUACGCUGGGGGUCGGGGUGGGGGUGCUGUGGUAUGUGAGGGAGAUAUGGAUGUGUGGGGGAGUUGACGGGGAGGAGAUGGAUGAGCAGUUUGAGGGGAAGGAGGAAGUUGUGUUGGGGAUGAAGACGGAAAGAAAGGAUAGGGUUGAUGCUAUGACAGAUGAGACUUUACCGUAUGAGGGUUCGCGAUGUAGUGGGUCUAUUAUGUCGAAGGAUAUAGGGGAUAUGCAGGAUUGGGAGGACGUGGAUAUCUCGGUUCCUUCGCCAGUCGUGGUUCCAGCAUCGCAAGAAAGGUUCAGGAGGAAUCCCUAUACACUGGCUGGUGUGAUGGCGAUUUGGGGUUGGGGGAACGAUAAAAGAAUCAGUGGAUAUGAUGGGCGCGAUGUGCGGAGAAGGAAUUUUGGAGCGGAUAUUGAGAUGGGUAAAGAACCGAAGAAGAUAUGA
Bipolaris oryzae ATCC 44560 is the source of this 864-nucleotide messenger RNA. RefSeq lists its product as uncharacterized. The record is from RefSeq and is a predicted model, not a curated record. NCBI's taxonomy places the organism in Eukaryota, Fungi, Ascomycota, Dothideomycetes, Pleosporales, Pleosporaceae. The transcript has a single exon. Bases 1 to 864 code for a protein of 287 amino acids.